Penicillium mononematosum is the source of this 1485-nucleotide messenger RNA. RefSeq names its product beta-lactamase/transpeptidase-like protein. The record is from RefSeq and is a predicted model, not a curated record. The transcript has 2 exons. NCBI's taxonomy places the organism in Eukaryota, Fungi, Ascomycota, Eurotiomycetes, Eurotiales, Aspergillaceae. The coding region runs from base 1 to 1485 and encodes 494 amino acids.
AUGCGUCUCGACAGCAAGUGGUCCGCUCUUCUCCCGAUCAUUCGGGAUAUCUGCAGCAUCUCGGGUAUCCCAGGCGUGUCGCUGGGCAUCGUGGAGAAUAACAAAACCGUGUACACCGCUUCACUGGGUUACGCCGACAUCGAGAGCAAAACCCCUUGCGACAGCGACACAACUUUUGUGCUGGGGUCUCUCAGCAAAAGCAUGACAGCUGCUUUAGUAGCCUCUCUUCAUGACGACGGUACCAUUCCCUCGUGGGAUGCUCCAUUGAAGACGUUGCUGCCAGAAUUUCAUCGUGAAGACAUCUACGGCGAAAUUGCCCUCGCCGAUCUGCUUACACACCGUACUGGCCUAGCAUCUCUUGACUCUCUCUGGCUCGCCUCUAACAAUGUUCCUUAUCUGGCACGGUCGGAGGCCGUUCGAAUCCUCAAUUACGCCCCGUGUAUCCAGCCAUUUCGAACCCAGUUCAUUUACAACAAUUUCGGCUACGAGGUCCUCGGCCAGGUGAUCGAAAAGGCUUCUGGUGAGACAUUUGCGGAGGUUCUGCGGCGUCGCCUUCUGAGCCCGCUCGGCUUGUAUCGAACAUACUACACAGGUGAGAGCCGCGAAAAUGAAGCGAAGCCCUAUGCUGCGCUGGAGGACGGGUCUAUUGUCCCUAUUGCACCGCCACUGCAUGGGGAGAAUGUGUUGAUGGGGCCAGCCGGGGGUGUUCGAAGCUCUGUCAAUGAUUUAUUGACCCUCUAUAAAGCCUUCAUGGGUGCUGCUCUUCAUGAGAUUAUCCACCCAGACACGGGCUCACCGGAUCAGCCCAAGUCCACCAUUCGAGUUGGAACAGGUGCACCGUCGCAGCUGGCCUUGUAUCACGGGGGCGUUAUCCCUGGGUUCAAUACUUACAAUGUCUUGCUUCCUGAAACUGGCAGUGCAGUUGUUGUGCUCACCAAUUCUCAGUCUUUAAACGGUGGAGUGCGGUGGAUUGGCGAGCUCCUUGUCGAAGCCCUUCUGAACAACUCCCAUAAUGCGCCUGACUAUUCCAUUCUGGCAAAACAAUCGGCUGAGAUCGCGUUACAACAGGUAAAAGAUAUCAAUAAGAGUCUAGCUGCGGGCCGAACUAUUGAGACUCCUUCCAGGCCACUAGAAGAUUACGUCGGAAAAUACUUCAACGGAGCUGGAAAUUUUUUUAUUGAAAUAGGAUAUAGCAGAGACAAGACCAGUCUUCAGGUUGCGUAUAUGGGCCGAAAGGCCGAUACAUUCGCACUUCUUCCAUACCAAGAAGACAGUUUCUAUUGGACCUUGACGCAUGAUGAGUCUGCAAAGCUUGCCCGAGAGCCUAUUUUCCCGAUGGAGUAUUACGUUAUUAAGUUUGGAUCUGAUGCGAAUGGAACGAGCGUCCCUUGCCUUUGGUGGCAGCAUCAAUCUGGCCUGCCAGAACCUGGGGAGCUAUUCAAGAAGACGGAGACAGAGUUUGAACUCACCCGGACAGAACUAUGA